Molecule: messenger RNA, 965 nt
Organism: Stegodyphus dumicola
Lineage: Eukaryota; Metazoa; Arthropoda; Arachnida; Araneae; Eresidae
Product: protein D3-like
Source: RefSeq, a predicted model, not a curated record
AUUCCCAUGAGACAAUCGAGAUUUCGCAAAAUAUCUAAAAUGCAUUUCAUAGUAGGAAACUGCUUCUUCGGAUUAAUUUUUUUAUCUGGAGCGCUUGGAAGUCCAAAAUGUGAGACGGAGCUCAAGAAGAUGGCUAUUAUUCCAGAUUUAGCAAAGAAAGUUGCUUCAACUGACCUCCAGGUAGUUUUUGACAAGCAUGAAAAAGUGGAAUGCGGUAAUAAAAUCGCUUUGGAAUCUGCACUUUCUCCGCCAGUCGUUACAUUUGAUGUCCAAGGAGAAUGUCCAUAUGUUACUUUACUUUUAUUCGAUCCCGAUUCCUGGCUAAAUCCGACAUUUGCACACUGGCUUAUUCACAACAUUCCUGCAAGAAUAAUGGCUAACGGUUACUACGGACAAGCUGGAACUGUGGGUGCAAGUUAUUACUUACCCACCAUACCACAUCACGAUCACAGAUACACUUUCUUCUUGUAUUGUCAACAGGAUUUAAUUAAGGUGAAAAAAGAAAUGGAUCCUUCUCAGAGACUACGAUUUAAUACGAAGAAAUUCGCAAAGAAAUAUGGUCUUGGAAACCCAGUAGCAGCCAAUUUUUUCGCUCUAAGUACUGAAGCUCCUGAACUUGCAGGUGAAACAUCAGAAUCUUCGAACGAGUCAGAAUCGAACGAUUCACGACCUGGUGGUUUAUUUGCAUUUAUUCCUAAUUAAAACAACAAUUAGAUGUUGUUCAUUUACGAAGGUGUCCUUGAAGGCGUUUUCAAACUCGCCAGUUUUUUUGCCAUAUUCAGUUAUUUUAUACCUUCUGUUAAACUUCUAAAUGUUAUGUUUCUCAUGAGCAUGCUGUUGAUGUUCAGGAAAUUAUUUUAACCUAGAUAAAGAUGUAUUUUGGGUUUUAAAUUACACGUCUGUAACUUUUUAAAAUCGGUUAUGUAAAAGUUUCAGUAGCCAAUAAAAAUGUCUUUUUAUUUCUA